This is a messenger RNA of Pistacia vera, 2878 nucleotides long. Its product is annotated as sucrose synthase. Gene Ontology annotation, biological process: sucrose metabolic process. Bases 158 to 2575 code for a protein of 805 amino acids. The record is from RefSeq and is a predicted model, not a curated record. NCBI's taxonomy places the organism in Eukaryota, Viridiplantae, Streptophyta, Magnoliopsida, Sapindales, Anacardiaceae. The transcript is spliced from 14 exons. Gene Ontology annotation, molecular function: sucrose synthase activity.
CUCGAACCAUUUUAAUUUAUUACCUGCCGUAGACAAUUUCGGCAUUUACCAUUGUCGGGCUCUGGUAGUCUAUAAAUUUCAACGCCAGACUCCUACUUUUGCAUUCCUUUUUCGUUCUUCCUUGUGUUGUGCCGUCUCUGUAUUUCGUUUAGAAACAAUGGGCGACCGUGCUUUGACUCGCGUUCACAGCCUCCGUGAACGUUUGGAUGAAACUCUUUCUUCUCACAGGAAUGAAAUCUUGGCCCUUCUGUCGAGGCUUGAGACUAAGGGGAAGGGGAUCCUGCAAAACCAUCAACUUAUUCUUGAGUUUGAAGCAAUCCCUGAUGAGAACAGAAAGAAACUGAGUGAUGGGGCAUUCGCUGAAGUUCUUAGAUCCACUCAGGAAGCGAUAGUCUUACCUCCGUGGGUUGCACUUGCUGUUCGUCCAAGGCCUGGUGUUUGGGAGUACAUUCGUGUGAAUGUUCAUGCACUCGUUGUCGAGGAGCUCCGUGUGGCUGAAUACCUCCACUUCAAGGAAGAACUUGUUGAUGGAAGCACCAAUGGCAACUUUGUGCUUGAGUUGGACUUUGAGCCAUUUACUGCAUCAGUUCCUCGCCCAACUCUCUCAAAGUCGAUUGGAAAUGGAGUGGAGUUCCUUAACCGCCACCUUUCUGCAAAACUCUUCCAUGACAAGGAGAGCAUGCACCCACUGCUUGAAUUUCUCCGAGUCCACUGCCACAAGGGCAAGAAUAUGAUGCUGAAUGACAGGAUUCAUAACCUGAAUUCUCUUCAGUAUGUUCUGAGGAAGGCCGAGGAGUAUCUGUCUACGCUGGCACCUGAAACACCCUACUCUGAGUUUUUACUCAAAUUCCAGGAGAUUGGUUUGGAGAGAGGUUGGGGUGACACCGCAGAGCGUGUUCUAGAGAUGAUUCAACUUCUUUUGGAUCUUCUUGAGGCACCUGAUCCCUGCACUCUCGAGAAUUUCCUUGGCAGAAUACCCAUGGUCUUCAAUGUUGUUAUUCUCACUCCCCACGGAUACUUUGCUCAAGACAAUGUUUUGGGUUACCCUGACACUGGUGGCCAGGUUGUUUACAUCUUGGAUCAAGUGCGUGCCCUGGAGGAUGAGAUGCUUCUUCGUAUAAAGCAGCAAGGACUUGACAUCACCCCUCGCAUCCUCAUUAUUACUAGACUCCUCCCGGAUGCAGCAGGGACAACUUGUGGUCAGCGACUUGAGAAAGUGUAUGGAACUAAGUAUUCAGAUAUACUCCGAGUUCCCUUUAGAACAGAGAAGGGAAUUGUUCGCAAAUGGAUCUCACGAUUUGAAGUCUGGCCCUACCUAGAAACAUACACUGAGGAUGUUGCUGUUGAAAUUGGUAAAGAGUUGCAGGGCAAGCCUGAUCUGAUCAUUGGGAACUAUAGUGAUGGCAACAUUGUUGCUUCUUUGUUAGCCCACAAAUUAGGUGUUACACAGUGUACCAUUGCUCAUGCUCUUGAGAAAACAAAAUAUCCAGAUUCAGACAUCUACUGGAAAAAAUUGGAUGAAAAGUACCACUUCUCUUGCCAAUUUACAGCUGAUCUUAUAGCAAUGAAUCAUACAGACUUUAUCAUCACCAGUACCUACCAGGAAAUUGCUGGAAGCAAGGAUACUGUUGGCCAAUAUGAGAGUCACACUGCUUUCACACUUCCUGGACUCUACCGUGUCGUACAUGGUAUUGAUGUGUUUGAUCCAAAGUUCAACAUUGUAUCCCCUGGUGCUGAUAUGAGCAUAUACUUCCCGUAUACUGAGGAGAAAAGAAGGCUGAAAUCUUUCCACCCUGAGAUUGACAAGCUACUUUACAGCUCUGUUGAGAAUGAGGAACACUUAUGUGUGUUGAAAGACCGCAGCAAGCCUAUCCUAUUUACAAUGGCAAGGCUGGACCGUGUGAAGAAUUUAACAGGGCUUGUGGAGUGGUAUGGGAAGAACACUAAGCUACGUGAAUUGGUUAACUUAGUCGUUGUUGGUGGUGAUAGAAGAAAGGAAUCCAAAGACUUGGAAGAGCAAGCUGAAAUGAAGAAGAUGUAUAGCCUUAUUGAAACAUACAAGUUGAACGGCCAGUUCAGAUGGAUUUCAUCUCAGAUGAACAGGGUCAGGAAUGGUGAAUUAUAUCGCUACAUUUGUGAUACAAAAGGAGCUUUCGUGCAGCCUGCAUUGUAUGAGGCCUUUGGCUUGACUGUUGUUGAGGCCAUGACCUGUGGAUUGCCGACAUUUGCAACUUGCAAAGGUGGUCCAGCUGAGAUUAUAGUGAAUGGAAAAUCUGGCUUCCACAUUGAUCCUUACCAUGGUGAGCAGGCUGCUGAAAUCCUUGUCGGCUUCUUUGAGAAGUGCAAGGUGGAUCCUUCUCACUGGGACAAGAUCUCACUGGGUGGGCUGAAGCGCAUUGAAGAGAAGUACACAUGGAAGAUAUACUCUCAAAGGCUUCUGACCCUGACUGGAGUUUAUGGCUUCUGGAAACAUGUAUCUAACCUUGACCGUCUUGAGAGCAGACGCUACCUCGAAAUGUUUUACGCCCUCAAGUAUCGUAAGCUGGCCGAGUCUGUUCCUCUGGCUGUUGAGUAAUUAAAAGCUGAGGAAGUGUCAUGGUGGUUGGUCCAAGUGGAGGUUUCUGAGUGUUGAAGAAUAAUAGCUGUUUGGGGAUUGCGAUUGGACGAAAUGGAAUUUUUUACCUCUGCUUCAUUUUUUUUCUUCAAUAUUUUUCUUUUGCGUUUUCUCGGCAUUGUUUGCAUCUGGGUUUUGAGCCCAUCAAUUCCAGUAAAGUUUGUGACUUUUGUUUUCUCAUCUUUCUGCCUUCAUUUCCUGCCUAUUGUAAUCUAAAUAUUUCAAUCAAUUUUAACAUUUUACUCUGCUAAGACGGAUUAUCAA